Molecule: messenger RNA, 817 nt
Organism: Prosopis cineraria
Lineage: Eukaryota; Viridiplantae; Streptophyta; Magnoliopsida; Fabales; Fabaceae
Exons: 5
Coding region: 310-522 (70 amino acids)
Biological process (GO): protein secretion; intracellular transport
Source: RefSeq, a predicted model, not a curated record
UCCGCCCAACCAACAGAUAAUCAAGGACCAUAAAGCGGAAACUCAAUUCUCUUUGUAAAAUUUUCGAUCCACAAACUGUUCCUGGUACAUUUCUUCUUCCUUCGCUUCGCAUUCAAGUAUCUUCAGUCUAGGGACACCGGCCACGGGCAGCCCACAGCAAACCCACUAGAUCGACGGGCCCUGCGGCACAACGGCAGAGUUCAGGCAGCAGCUCCUUCCUCCUCCAUCGAUUGAGUUUCUGAUCCAGUGGGAGACAAUAAGCGGUAUUGAAGGAAGCAUCGGAUCAAAUUUAUAUCCACCUGCUCAGGCAUGUCUGCUCUUUUUAAUUUCCAUUCGUUUCUGACGGUGGUACUGUUGGUGAUUUGUACGUGCACAUUUCUAAAGAUGCAGUUUCCCACCAUCCUCGAACAGAAAACUGGGUUUCGGGGAUUUUUUUGGAAGGCAGCUAGAAUAGGUGAACGUUUGAGCCCUUGGGUGGCAGCAGGGUGUUUUACAAUGGGUGUAUCAAUCCUUUUCUUCUGAAAGGUUUUUGUUGGCAAAAGUUGUAGACAGUUCUGUCACUUCAUCCAUUGACUAGUGUGGUCUAUUGAGCCCUGUCGAUCCCAAAUCCCAAUCAUAUUAUGUAACGAGGAUUAUGGAUCUGAGUUGAAUGGUUGAAGCUUAUUAGUGUGUUUUUCUUGUUGUAUUGCGGCGCAACCUCAUAGGUAGGUUCUGCAUAUUUAACGUUCAUUCCCCUCCUGAACAGGGGAACAUGUUCGUUAAGAUCGUUAACUUGGUGCUUGUCGAGCUUUGAUAAAGUUCGUUGAUGUUUGUGGCU